Messenger RNA from Misgurnus anguillicaudatus (oriental weatherfish), 2044 nucleotides. RefSeq names its product tumor necrosis factor receptor superfamily, member 19 (gene tnfrsf19). Gene Ontology annotation, biological process: positive regulation of canonical NF-kappaB signal transduction; positive regulation of JNK cascade. The record is from RefSeq and is a predicted model, not a curated record. Lineage: Eukaryota; Metazoa; Chordata; Actinopteri; Cypriniformes; Cobitidae. Gene Ontology annotation, cellular component: plasma membrane. Gene Ontology annotation, molecular function: protein binding; signaling receptor activity.
GCUGGGUGACGUCACCGAGAUGAAAGGGAAUUCUGCAUCAAACACGCGCAACAGUGGAGCGAGAUCACACAGGACGAAACUUCAAGGUCUCCAUGUUUGCAAAGAUCUGUUUGCACGAUCUGUCCGCUGUCUCAGGAUCAUGCGGUUAGACUUUAACUCUAGCCAUAUAUCGGGAUCCGUGCAUUUGCAGGUAUUCGGAUUAAUAUGCACGAACGCAAGUAAGCUUAGUUAAAAGUGCUUUUGUCCAGGACGUGGCUAAAACUUUGAUGUACGUGCUGAUCGCAGAUCAGAUUACAGGCAUCAGAUCGCAGCCAUCCCUUUGCCUUUGAUCUGAGCUUUUAAUGUGGUGCUGGACUCGGGACGGCUUCAGAGCUCAGCAUUGAGCAAACUGGAUCACAUCCCGAACAACUUCACAUAUAAGACGAUCAAGACGGCCAAUCUGGUGUACGUGGGAAAGACCUUUGAAAAUGCCUCGGGCAGUGAUUCUCUACAGGUUUCCACUUCAAAGGAUAAUUGCGCUUGCAUUGUGUGUUAUGUUAACAGUAAAAGCAGAGGAGAGGAGAGGCUGCAGAGAACAGGAAUACAAGGAUAAGUUUGGAAAUUGCAUUCCCUGUCGGCAGUGUGAUGCUGGGCAAGAGCUGUCUAAGGAAUGUGGCUUCGGCUAUGGAGAGGAUGCCCAAUGUGUGCCCUGCAGAGCCAGUCGCUUCAAAGAAGACCGCAGCCUGCAAAAAUGCAAACCCUGUCUAGACUGUUCGCUCCUCAACCGUUUCCAGAAGGGGAACUGUUCCACCACAAACAACGCUGUAUGUGGAGACUGCCUGCCUGGAUUUUACAGGAAGACAAAGUUAAGUGGAUUCCAGGAUAUGGAGUGUAUACCUUGUGGAGACCCACCACCACCAUAUGAACCACACUGUAGCGGGCGAGUGAAUCUGGUUCCUCUACAGUCGACAGUGACCAGCCCGAGAGACAUGGCUUUAGCUGCGGUCAUCUGCAGCGCCCUGGCCACAGUCCUCAUGGCUCUCUUCAUCCUAUGUGUCAUUUACUGUAAGCGACAGCUGCUGGAGAAAAAACCUGUGUCUUUGAGGCCUCAUGAGGGUCCGUAUGUGGGAUCCGAGUUAUCCUGUUUGGAUCGGAGAGUACUGGAAUUUUCGCAGCGUCCUUGUUGUCACUGCCAUCAUAGUUCAGGACAGACCUGCGGUCCUGUACAUUUGAUUCCCUCCGUGUGCUCUGAUGAUACCUGGAGCCAGGGUUGUGCUCGCCCCUUUCAUUCUCAAAACAGCCUCAAUGACGGACUGGUGAACGCAUCACUAGGAACCAGCCAAGUAGAUCUCGAAUGUGCACCUGAGCAUCUUUCUGAUGCCUGGCCACUCGUGCAGAGCGACAGAGCCACGGAUCACCUCCGACACAGCUCAGAGUCCACACAGAGACGUUCCUCGUGUGAGGAGGAUGAAGAACAAGAUCUGCCAAACUCAGCUGAACCUGAGGAACUGUCAAACAGUCGGUUUCUGUCACAAGCAACAGCUUUUCACAAUUGAAGGAUGACCUACUGUAGCUUUAUCUCACCUGUUGUUGGUCUCUAAGAGGUAAAAGAGCAAAGGAAGAUCCUGACUCAGAUUACAUCGGGCCACACACACACACACAAAAUCUGUGACAGCUCACCAACAGCUCUCUUAAAAGACUUUUUUAAUAAAACCACACAAGACAAAACAACUUGAAGAUGCUGAGGGAGGAUCUGUUUCAGAGGUCUUUUGUGAAAGAGGAUUCAUAACUAGUCUUUAGUUAUAUAUCCCAGCACUGACUGCCUAUUCAGGUGGGUUACAUUUAAGGUAAAACUGUGGGUAUAAGUUACAGUUUCGGCUGAACCGUUUCUGACUGCUCCGGUCUGUAGAUAUUGUAUUAUAGUAAAUAGAUUAUUUUUUAUAAUGUAGAUACUUCAUUGCAUUCGGUGCCUUCACUUGCUUUUGAUAAUGAUGUUUGGUGAAAUACAUGUUUUGAUGAAUGUGGUUGAUCAUCAAAUUUGUAAAUAAAAUUGUACUUUACUGGA